GGGGAAAAAUCCGCUUCCCCCUCCCCAGCUGCGGGGUCCCCUCCCCCCCGAGCGGGAGAAGGCAUGACCCUCUCCGGCGGCGGCAGCUCCAGCGACAUGUCCGGCCCGACGGUCCUGCCGGCCGAGGACGUGGACAUCGACGUGGUGGGCGAAGGGGACGAGGGGCCGCCGGAGCAGCCGGUCGAAGACGGCGGGGGAGGAGGGGGCGGGCCCGGGGGGGACCCUCCCCGUCCGGACGAGGCGGCCGAGCCCCCGGCCCAGCCCCGGCCGCAGCCCCCGGCCCUGCCCCAGGCCGGGGACGGUGCGGGGGAAGAGACCUCGGGCGGGGGCGGCGGCGGUGGCGGGACCUUGGGCGUGGGGCCGGGCCCUUCCCCGGGCGGCAAACCGAAAAACAGCCUGGUGAAGCCCCCCUACUCCUACAUCGCCCUGAUCACCAUGGCCAUCCUGCAGAGCCCCCAGAAGAAGCUGACCCUCAGCGGCAUCUGCGAGUUCAUCAGCGGCCGCUUCCCCUAUUACCGGGAGAAGUUCCCCGCCUGGCAGAACAGCAUCCGCCACAACCUGUCGCUCAACGACUGCUUCGUCAAGAUCCCCCGCGAGCCGGGCAACCCGGGCAAGGGCAACUACUGGACGCUGGACCCGCAGUCGGAGGACAUGUUCGACAACGGCAGCUUCCUCCGGCGGAGGAAGCGGUUCAAGAGGCACCAGCAGGAGCAGCUGAGGGAGCAGACGGCCUUGAUGAUGCACAGCUUCGGGGCCUAUAGUCUGGCCGCCGCCGCCGCCGCCUCCGUCACCGCCGCCUCCGUCGGUUCGGCCGGUCCUUACGGUCGCCCCUACGGACUGGGCCCCGCCGCCGCCGCCGCCGCCGCCGCCGCUGCCGCCGCCGCCGCCGCCGCCGCCGGUUACCCCUCUCCCGCCGCCCUGCCCUACCCCUACAUGCCCCCCGUGCCCCCCAUGCUGCCCCCGGCCGGGCCCCUGCUGCCCGCCGCCGAGCUGGGCCGCAAGGCCGCCGCUUUCGCCUCUCCGCUCAGCCCCGGGCUCCAGCUGCAGCUCAACAGCCUCGGGGGCGGCUCCUCGUCGUCGUCCUCGUCCUCCUCGUCGUCGUCGUCGUCGUCGUCGUCGGCCGCCGCCGCCGCCGCCUCCUCCUCCGCGCAGGCCGCCGCGCCGCUCGUCAAGUCGGAGCCCAGCGGGCGGCCCUCGUUCAGCAUCGAGAACAUCAUCGGCGGGGUGGGGGUCGGGGUGGGGACCCCCGCCGGGCAGACUUUCCUGCGGCCGGCCGGGCCGGGGUCGGCGGGAGGGCUGCUGGCCACCGGGGCCGGGCCCGGGCUGGCUCUGGGCCGGGGGCCCGGGGCGGUGGCGCCCCUCUUGGGGGUGCCCCUGGCCGGACAGUUCUUGCCCCCCGCCGCUUCGGCCGCCGCCUCCGUGGCGGCCGCCGUGCAGGCCAAGUGGCCCGCGCAAUAG
Molecule: messenger RNA, 1458 nt
Organism: Ornithorhynchus anatinus (platypus)
Lineage: Eukaryota; Metazoa; Chordata; Mammalia; Monotremata; Ornithorhynchidae
Gene: FOXD3
Product: forkhead box D3
Exons: 1
Coding region: 64-1458 (464 amino acids)
Biological process (GO): cell differentiation; regulation of transcription by RNA polymerase II; anatomical structure morphogenesis
Molecular function (GO): DNA-binding transcription factor activity, RNA polymerase II-specific; RNA polymerase II cis-regulatory region sequence-specific DNA binding
Source: RefSeq, a predicted model, not a curated record